CAGCGCUAAGGUGACCCGCACUUCGGACGGUCUUUAGAACGGUGCAACAGUGUGUGGUCUUGGUGCAGUAACAACUAUAUAGCCAGCAAUGUCUCUCUCCAACAAACUCACCCUGGAUAAGGUGGACGUUAAGGGAAAGAGGGUGAUUAUGAGGGUUGAUUUCAAUGUCCCCAUGAAGAACAAUGCAAUCACAAACAACCAAAGGAUCAAAGCGGCUAUUCCAAGCAUCAAGCACUGUUUAGACCAUGGAGCCAAGUCAGUGGUUCUCAUGAGUCACUUGGGCCGUCCAGAUGGGAAUCCCAUGCCUGAAAAGUAUUCAUUACAGCCAGUGGUGGCCGAACUGAAGACCCUCCUUGGCAGGGAUGUCAUUUUCAUGAAGGAUUGUGUUGGUGAUGAGGUGGAAAAGGCCUGUGCAGAUCCUCCAUCUGGCACAGUGAUACUUUUAGAGAACUUGCGCUUUCAUGUAGAAGAAGAGGGCAAGGGGAAGGAUCCUUCUGGAAACAAGACAAAGGCAGAACCCUCUAAGGUGGAGGCUUUCCGUGCAUCUCUUUCCAAGCUUGGCGAUGUGUAUGUUAAUGAUGCUUUUGGAACUGCACAUCGAGCUCACAGCUCAAUGGUUGGAGUUAACUUGCCUCAGAGAGCAUCUGGUUUCCUAAUGAAGAAAGAGCUAGACUACUUUGCCAAGGCUUUGGAGAACCCUGAGCGACCUUUCUUGGCUAUUCUUGGAGGGGCUAAAGUCCAAGAUAAGAUCCAGCUCAUUAACAACAUGUUGGAUAAAGUCAAUGAAAUGAUUAUUGGAGGAGGCAUGGCUUUUACAUUCCUUAAAGUUCUUAACAACAUGGAGAUUGGAAAUUCGUUAUAUGAUGAGGAAGGGGCAAAGAUUGUUAAAGACCUUAUGGCCAAGGCAGCAAAAAACAACGUGACAAUCACUUUGCCUGUUGAUUUUAUCACAGCUGACAAAUUUGAUGAGAAUGCUGCUUCUGGAUCAGCCACUGUUGAAUCUGGAAUUCCUGCUGGCUGGAUGGGGUUGGACUGUGGCCCUGAAAGCUCCAAAAAGUUUGCAGAUGCUGUUGAAAGGGCUAAGCAAAUUGUGUGGAAUGGACCUGUUGGUGUGUUUGAGUGGGAAAAAUAUGCAGCAGGAACCAAAAACCUCAUGGAUAAAGUAGUAGAGGCCACAAAGAAGGGAUGCAUCUCUAUCAUUGGUGGUGGAGACACUGCAACUUGCUGUGCAAAAUGGAAUACAGAAGACAAAGUCAGUCAUGUUAGCACUGGAGGUGGAGCCAGUUUGGAGCUUCUGGAAGGUAAAGUUCUUCCUGGUGUGGAUGCACUGAGCAGUAAAUAAGCAGACUGAAUAUUUCAACAAAAGUCAUCAGUAUGAAGCCCCUGAAAACAACAACCACUGCGUAUUUAGCAUUGCAGCAGCACAAAAGAUUUACUAAGGUAUAAAGGAUUCCCUAAUGAACCUCCACAGACAAUUGUAAAAACUGCUUUUGGCUAGAGGGCUGUGGACAAAAUGUACUUUUUGCACUUUCCCUUUGCUGAGAUUCACAAGCUACAGUUUUACCUACUGAAAUUCAUGUACCCCUUUUUGUUAUCUCCCAAAGUCUUGUGUUUCAUGAAGUGUCCACUGACUUUGUGUGUGUGUGUGUUAGAAUUUUAUGUGGUAUUAGUUUGCCUCAGCCACAUUUCAAGAUCUUCUACUGAGGCUGUGAUGUUCCUUAUCUAUGCCCUAGUGUCCAUUGUAGCCAGUACUGUAUUAAAGUAGAGUGUGAACUUGUUAUACACUUUGGAAUCAUUAGUGCUGAAAUUCAGUGGCUGCUAAUAAACUGGAGAAUGAGAGAAA
This is a messenger RNA of Polypterus senegalus (gray bichir), 1843 nucleotides long. It is a transcript of the gene pgk1, whose product is annotated as phosphoglycerate kinase 1. Lineage: Eukaryota; Metazoa; Chordata; Cladistia; Polypteriformes; Polypteridae. Bases 89 to 1342 code for a protein of 417 amino acids. Gene Ontology annotation, biological process: glycolytic process; gluconeogenesis. Gene Ontology annotation, cellular component: cytosol. The transcript has 11 exons. The record is from RefSeq and is a predicted model, not a curated record. Gene Ontology annotation, molecular function: phosphoglycerate kinase activity; ADP binding; ATP binding.